UAUUCGCAGAAUAUUCUGAAAGCAGAAGUAACGCCGACUGCUUUGGAAUAAAUUUAGUAUUAUUCACUAAUCAAAGAAUUGUCAUCACUUUAUUUAGUCUCGAGUUAUAUAAAACAAUGUUAAGACAUUCAAAAAAGUUUUUACUAGGCGGGUUUCUAGGCCUUUUCUCUGGAGAAGAUGAUCCUUACACAGUAACCGAGCAGAUGAUGAAAGAGCGAAUCAAAGAAUUUGAGGAAUCAAUGCCCACAGAUCCUUGGGAACGGGUCAAGUUUGGUCUUCUUCAUAAAGACAAAUAUGGAGAAAGAGGACCCGUUUUUCAAAACUUAUAUCAAGGCUCUGUUUGUUCUGUGAUUCUUGGUGCAUUUUAUGGUGGCAUUAAAAAAGCUCAUGUGGCUCACAUGGACUUCAUGCGGACAAAUCAGGCAACAGCGUUCCUCACACAUCUUGAUGCCAAGAAAAGACUGCAAGACAGAAUGAUGGUUUCAUUUCUAUCGGGAGCGGCACAACUUGGCUGGCGUACCGGACUUUUCACAUUCAUGUUUAUUGGGGUUUCAAAUUCAAUUGCACUUUAUCGAAAUAAAGAUGGUAUAUUAGAGUAUGCUAUUGGUGGUGCUGUUGCUGGAGCAUCUUACAGAAUGUUUAUAGGACUCCGUCAGACUAUUGUUGGUGGCAUUUUAGGUCUUGGGUUUGGUGCCUCAGCUGGUGUGGUAUCCAAAACUAUCUUGUAUUUAACUGGCUGCUCUAUGACCGAAGUGAGACAUGCACAAUAUUCACUUUAUAUACACAGAGAGAGUCAAGACAAAAGAGCAAAUGAUUUAGCUGCAAGAGACGUGCUUACAUUGGAAGAGAAAUCUGAAAUGGUUCAGAAAAUAGAAAGUGAUGAAAAAGCCAAGAGAAUAGAAGAUAAUUUGGAGAAUGUAUGAAGAAGCUUCUGCAUCAUUCUUAAUCAAAUAUUAAAGUCUACCAUAGGAUAAAUUACCUCCACUAUCAGUUUUUUCCUUUUUUUAUGAAAGAUUUAAUCAGCA
Thrips palmi is the source of this 1025-nucleotide messenger RNA. RefSeq names its product RPII140-upstream gene protein (gene 140up). The transcript has 6 exons. Gene Ontology annotation, cellular component: mitochondrion. The record is from RefSeq and is a predicted model, not a curated record. Bases 117 to 923 code for a protein of 268 amino acids. NCBI's taxonomy places the organism in Eukaryota, Metazoa, Arthropoda, Insecta, Thysanoptera, Thripidae.